Molecule: messenger RNA, 3743 nt
Organism: Ipomoea nil (Japanese morning glory)
Lineage: Eukaryota; Viridiplantae; Streptophyta; Magnoliopsida; Solanales; Convolvulaceae
Product: inositol hexakisphosphate and diphosphoinositol-pentakisphosphate kinase 2-like
Exons: 31
Coding region: 191-3436 (1081 amino acids)
Biological process (GO): inositol metabolic process; inositol phosphate biosynthetic process
Molecular function (GO): inositol hexakisphosphate kinase activity; 5-diphosphoinositol pentakisphosphate 1-kinase activity; diphosphoinositol pentakisphosphate kinase activity
Source: RefSeq, a predicted model, not a curated record
UUCCUUCCUUCCCUUCUCCUUUUCGUCUUCAACAUUUACAUGGAUGCUGUCGCUUGCGUAUUGCGUUUAUUUCAGUUUCUGAGCGGUGAAGCGAGUUGGAGGAAAUCUCUAUAUAUCUAUAGAUAGAGAGAGAAAAAGGGAUACAUAGUUACAUGCACAUAUAUACAUAUUGUGAGCGAGAGGGAGAGACAUGGAUGCCGUAGAGGGUAAUGUUGGAAAGAAGAUAAAGAUUGGAGUAUGCGUAAUGGAAAAGAAGGUGAAAUGCGGCCCGGAGGUUUUCUCCGCUCCUAUGGGGCAGAUUCUGGACAGGUUACAGGCAUUUGGUGAAUUUGAGGUUCUGCAUUUUGGUGACAACAUUAUCCUUGGGGAUCCAAUUGAGAGCUGGCCAAUCUGUGAUUGUUUGAUUGCCUUCUAUUCUACUGGUUAUCCUCUGGAGAAGGCUGAAGCCUAUGCUGCGUUGAGAAAGCCUUUCCUUGUAAAUGAAUUGGAGCUACAGUAUCUUCUUCAUGAUCGAAGGAAAGUGUAUGAGCGUCUUGAGACGUGUGGAAUUCCAGUUCCAAGAUACGCUUGUGUUAAUAGACAAGUACCCUAUCAAGAGUUAGAUUAUUUUGCUGAGGAAGAAGAUUUUGUUGAAGUUCACGGGAAACGCUUCUGUAAACCUUUUGUGGAGAAACCUGUUGAUGCUGAUGACCACAGUAUAAUGAUAUACUACCCUAGUUCAGCAGGGGGAGGAAUGAAAAAGUUGUUCCGGAAGGUUGGAAACCGCUCAAGUGAAUUCCAUCCUGAGGUUAGAAGAGUCAGACGCGAGGGGUCCUAUAUUUACGAGGAAUUCAUGCCUACAGGAGGAACAGAUGUUAAGGUUUAUACUGUUGGCCCUGAGUAUGCACAUGCAGAGGCAAGAAAAUCCCCUGUUGUUGAUGGUGUUGUUAUGAGAAAUCCUGAUGGAAAAGAGAUCAGAUAUCCUGUUCUACUUACGCCUACAGAGAAGUUGAUGGCAAGAGAAGUUUGUAUUGCCUUUAGGCAGGAAGUUUGUGGGUUUGAUCUCUUGCGUUGCAAUGGACGUUCAUAUGUUUGUGAUGUGAACGGGUGGAGCUUCGUAAAGAAUUCCUACAAGUACUAUGAUGAUGCUGCUUGUGUGCUGAGGAAGAUGUUUCUAGAUGCAAAAGCUCCGCAUCUUUCAUCAACUAUUCCACCUACUCUGCCAUGCACAUCCACAUGCACAGCUAAUGAACCAGUUCAGCCUCCUGAGGGGUUAACACGCCAAGGGAGUGGGCUUAUUGGCACAUUUGGAGGAUGUGAAGAGCUACGGUGUGUAAUUGCAGUAAUUCGACAUGGUGAUAGAACUCCCAAGCAGAAAGUGAAACUCAAAGUUACUGAGGAAAAGCUCUUAAAUUUGAUGUUAAAAUACAAUGGGGGAAAACCUAGAUCUGAGACCAAACUGAAAACUGCUGUUCAAUUGCAAGAUCUCUUGGAUGCCACAAGAGCUCUAGUGCCACAAGCUAGACCUGAUCCAGAAAGUGAUAGUGAAGCAGAAGGCCUUGUUCAUGCCGAAAAACUUCGUCAAGUUAAAGCUGUUCUCGAGGAGGGGGGGCAUUUUUCUGGCAUUUAUAGAAAAGUUCAAUUGAAGCCAUUAAAGUGGGUUAAAGUUGCAAAAUCUAAUAGUGAAGGUGAAGAAGAAAAACCUAUAGAAGCUCUUAUGAUCCUUAAAUAUGGUGGCGUUCUCACUCAUGCUGGUAGAAAGCAGGCUGAAGAACUGGGAAGAUAUUUUAGGAAUUAUGUGUAUCCAGGUGAAGGUAUGGGCUUGCUUCGUCUUCACAGUACUUAUCGCCACGACCUUAAAAUAUACAGCUCAGAUGAAGGGCGUGUACAGAUGUCAGCAGCUGCUUUUGCCAAAGGGCUACUAGACUUGGAAGGAGAAUUGACACCAAUACUGGUCUCCCUGGUUAGCAAGGAUGCUUCUAUGUUGGAUGGACUUGAAACCGCCAGUAUUGAGAUGGAAAAAGCAAAGGCUAAAUUGAAUGAAAUUAUAACUUCUGGAGCAACAUCAGCUCAUAGUACUGGAUCAUCAGAGAAGCCUUGGAUGGUUGAUGGGGCUGGAGUCUCUUCAAAUGCAUCUAAACUCCUUCCCAGACUGGUAAAAUUGACUAAAAAAGUUGCAGAACAAGUUUGGCUUCUUGCAAAGGAUGAAGAUGAGGAACUUGCUGUUGCUGAGACAAGAUCAUGUGAUGUUAUUCCACCAUAUGAUCAAGCUAAGGCACUUGGUAAGACGAACAUAGACGUUGAUCGCAUUGCUGCAGGUUUACCAUGUGGCAGUGAAGGAUUCCUUCUCAUGUAUGCAAGGUGGAGAAAACUUGAAAGAGAAUUAUAUAACGAACGGAAAGAACGCUUCGACAUUACACAAAUUCCAGAUGUGUAUGAUUCUAGCAAGUAUGACCUUUUGCACAAUUCACAUCUAAAACUGGAAGGAUUGCAUGAACUCUUCAAAGUUGCAAAGUUACUUGCAGAUGGUGUUGUUCCUAAUGAAUAUGGGAUUAAUCCACAGCAUAAGCUAAAGAUUGGAUCAAAGAUUGCUCGGCGCUUGUUGGGUAAACUUUUGAUUGAUGUGAGGAAUGCACGUGAAGAGGCUAUCAGUGUAGCUGAAUUGAAGAGAAAUCAGGACCAUAAUUCACUAGUUGGUAAGACUGGUAAAGAACUUGCAGAGCUUCUCAAGCCUCAUGCAAAAACUGAAGACUCUAGAAGAACUACUAGCUUUGCUAGUGAAAUAUCAGUAGAUCAGGAUGAUGAUGAUGAUAAGGAGACCAAGUAUCGCUUGGACCCAAAAUAUGCAAAUGUGAGAACACCAGAGCGGCAUGUCAGGACACGCCUUUACUUUACAUCAGAGUCUCAUAUUCAUUCUUUAAUGAAUGUGCUGCGUUAUUGCAAUCUGGAUGAAUCUCUUCAAGGAGAGGGAAGCCUUGUUUGUAAUAGUGCUUUGGAGAAAUUAUUUACAACAAGGGAGCUUGACUACAUGAGCUACAUUGUAUUAAGGAUGUUUGAGAACACAGAGUUGGCACUAGAAGACCCGAAAAGGUAUCGCAUUGAAAUGGAAUUUAGCCGUGGUGCAGAUAUAUCGGCAUUGGAGGAAAACGAGUUGGAGUUGGAGGCUACUUCAUGGUAUCAGGAGCACAAGUUGGCAAUAAUGGGACCUGAGAGGCUUCAAGAAAUUGGGUCAUAUCUAACAUUGGAGAAGUUGGAGAAGAUGAUGCGUCCAUUUGCGAUGCCAGCUGAGGAUUUCCCGCCACCAUUAACACCGCAAGGAUUUUCAGGCUACUUCUUGAAAAGUGCUGCAGUUCUAGAGCGAUUAGUAAAUCUUUGGCCGUUUCAUAAGUAUGGCAACACUAAUGAAAAACGGCGUGGAGGGGGGUCAGGAGCACAAGUUACCAAUAAUUGGACCUGAGCUACUUCCAAGAAAUUGGAUAAUUGUUGGCGAAGAUGUUGCGUUUAUUUCUCAUGCUAGCAGCUCAACUUUUCCCAGUGCGACAAGGAUUGGAUUUUAAUUCUUCAUUCAUGUAAAAUAAAACGAGAACGAACUUGACAAAAGGAUGAAAUGGUUUUCAUAUGAGCCAACUCGAUAAAUAUGUAUAAUGAUGCUCUAUCUAAAUUAAUGCACAGUUCAUCAGGCAAUUUGCAUUUGGUGUAAGGUAGGAGAGAUAGACAACAAACUAGUAAUUGGUAUGCAAUAAUAAUCAAGGUUGCAGAAGGCG